AUGUCGACAUCAUACAAGUCCCUAAUGGCCAUGUCCGAAGUCCACACACGCACAGCCGAAGCCCAAGCGACUGCGGCCCUCGCCCAGAAAAAGGCCCGAGAGGAACGAGAUCGCAAGGCAGCUGAAGAACGUGAGGCGAGAGAACGACAGCUCAAGCAACUCGAAAUAAAGAAUCAUUUCGAGGCUCAGCGGAGGAAAGCGGAGGCCGAAAGAAAGGCAGCUCUGGCCCUGAAGCGUCAGGAAGAGGACCUGGAGAGACGAGAGAAGGAGACCCGGGACAAAUUACUUUAUGGCCCCAAGAAGGCGAAAGAGAAGGCCUGGCCUACCAGCAAUAAUCCAAACAAGAGGAAAGCAAUCGACGAUGGGGAUGAAUUAAAUGGGUCAGUGCUUACGCGGGAGGAGAAGAGACAGAGAAAGGCAGAGGCUGAACGUCGUCGUGACUACCAUGAGGCUUCAUCUGCCCGACGCUCGUCUCCCAGCGUACUCGGAAACUUCUUGCGGAAGUCGGACAAGACGAAGAAGCGUGCUGGCAAUGUUUUGCGAGGUGGUGCGAAAGACAUCGUCACAACGCUUUCGGAGGAGGCCGCCAACUCCACCCACACCACAUCCCAUCUCAACGCGAAAGACCGAAUCAAGGCUCAGCCCUCCCACCUUAUCAAGCUAUAUGAAACGCAACGCGAUGUCCGCAAUAUCGACGAGAUCCAGCGCGACGUCCGUGCUGUUCAUGUUUUACAAGGAGAACAAGCUCGUAAAUUUGAAUUCUUUCCUUCCCAAACGCCUCCGACGCCUCCCUCACUCCCUCCCUCCCAACCGGUCACUCGACGUUCCACCCCACCCAGAGAGAGGGCCUUUCCCAUCAAAUCCAAAGCUGGCUCAUCAAGCACUGCUAUUGCAAACAGAAGAAAGGCCCGGUCUCCCGACUAUUCUCGUUCUGCUUCUCCUAAUCCACGACGGGCGACAACUAAGCCAUCGAAAUCGAAUGCUGCUCCUAGCUCCUCCAAGUCGCGCCAUCGUGAUGCGGCUCCCGAAGAGCGUGGUCAGAGCUCAAUUUCUGACGAGAUUUGGCGAAUUAUGGGCAAGAACCGGUCCCAGUACAUGGAGAGGGACGUUUACUCGGACGAAGAAAGUGAUGGUGAUAUGGAAGCUGAUGCGUUGACGCUGGAGCGGGAGGAGUUGCGCAGUAGCAAGAUUGCGAGACGUGAAGAACGAGAAGCAGAGGAGGCUGAGCGAAGGGCUAUUGAAGAGAAGCGUAAGCGUAAAAUGUCAGCGGGCAGGGUUUAA
Messenger RNA from Mycena indigotica, 1281 nucleotides. RefSeq lists its product as uncharacterized. The transcript has a single exon. The record is from RefSeq and is a predicted model, not a curated record. Gene Ontology annotation, molecular function: histone binding; DNA binding. The coding region runs from base 1 to 1281 and encodes 426 amino acids. Gene Ontology annotation, cellular component: nucleolus. Gene Ontology annotation, biological process: nucleosome assembly; regulation of DNA-templated transcription. Lineage: Eukaryota; Fungi; Basidiomycota; Agaricomycetes; Agaricales; Mycenaceae.